AUGGUGGGGCAUGGAGCCACUGAAGGCAAGGACCAUGGGAAAUCCCAGGAAGGACCUCUAGUACUGGCCAGGGUGACCACCUCCAUCCCACCACCUGCUAGCGCCAUUGCCAUUGCCAUCGCCAUCGCCAUCGCCAUUGCUGUAGGAGUGCCAGGAGAGCUGGGGCGGCUUGGUGAGCACAUUGCCUCCGCUCCGCUUGGGGACAAGUGCUGUGCCAGGAAGCUCGUCUCUGUCUCCCUGCCCGACUGCCCGUGCAGCGGUGGGGGCUCCAAGCUGCGCUUCAAGAGCACUUAUCAAGUUUCAGGACCCAGAAGGGCGUGCGGGUACCGGAGUCUUCCUCGGAGGUUUACCGUGGACCCCUGGCACCCCCACUCGCGACGCACCCCCACCAGCUACCUGCGCGGGCUCCCCGCUAAGCCCUCCGGUGUUGACCCCUCCGGCAAGUCGCCGGAGCCGUCGGCCGACGAGUCGCCCGACAACGAGAAGGAGGCGUCGGGCGGCGGGGACGCGGGGAAGAAGAGGAAGAGGAGGGUGCUCUUCUCCAAGGCGCAGACCUACGAGCUGGAGCGGCGGUUCCGGCAGCAGCGGUACCUGUCGGCGCCGGAGCGGGAGCACCUGGCCAGCCUGAUCCGCCUCACCCCCACCCAGGUGAAGAUCUGGUUCCAGAACCAUCGCUACAAGAUGAAGCGCCAGGCCAGGGCCGUGCCGGUCUUAGUCAGGGACGGCAAGCCCUGCCACACGCUCAAAGCUCAGGACUUGGCAGCCGCGACUUUCCAGACGGGAAUCCCCUUCUCCGCCUAUAGCGCCCAGUCUCUACAGCAUAUGCAAUACAACGCCCAGUACAGCGCUACCAGCAACCCCCAGUACCCCACAGCACACCAUUUGGUACAAGCUCAGCAAUGGACUUGGUGA
Messenger RNA from Charadrius vociferus (killdeer), 912 nucleotides. RefSeq names its product NK2 homeobox 2 (gene NKX2-2). Gene Ontology annotation, biological process: cell differentiation; regulation of transcription by RNA polymerase II. The record is from RefSeq and is a predicted model, not a curated record. Gene Ontology annotation, cellular component: nucleus. Gene Ontology annotation, molecular function: RNA polymerase II cis-regulatory region sequence-specific DNA binding; DNA-binding transcription factor activity, RNA polymerase II-specific. NCBI's taxonomy places the organism in Eukaryota, Metazoa, Chordata, Aves, Charadriiformes, Charadriidae.